Messenger RNA from Ilex paraguariensis (yerba mate), 375 nucleotides. The record is from the annotation of a GenBank genome assembly. Lineage: Eukaryota; Viridiplantae; Streptophyta; Magnoliopsida; Aquifoliales; Aquifoliaceae.
AUGGCUCGGCCACUUCUACCGGAGUUCCGGACAACGAGCUUGCCACGAGCAGGCUUUGCCGUUGGGAGUCUUCUUCUGUGUGCAUUUGCAUUGUUCAUGUGUGCUACUCAUUUGCGCAAAUGGCGUAAAUGGAGAUCUUGCUAUGGCUACCACGAUGAAGAUCCUGUUAUUCAACUUAACCCUGAAGGACUCAUCGGUGAGUAUCAAAUUGGAAAUAAUGACGCAAGCACGUAUAGUGGUGAAGUUUCGGUCUGGAAGAAGAACAUACUCAUGGGUGGGAAGUGUCAGCUGCCUGAUUUCUCCGGUGUCAUAAUCUACGACUCUGCCGGAAAUGUUGUUCCCCCUGCCAGAAAACUUGCUCUUCCAUGGAAGUGA